AUGAACACAAUAUCAGCAUCAGUCGAGUUACCUGACCUCCCUCCUCAAAUUACGUCUCGGUACAUCACUUUGAGUGACCGCGAUGGACUGAACGUCCAUAUCCUGGAGUCGUUUCCAGAUGCAAGCAAUCAUUCAAGCACACCCUGCCAUUUGAUCCUUUUUCUACACGGUUUUCCAGAACUUGCUUACUCAUGGCGCAAAGUCUUGGUACCUAUCGCCAACGCCCAUCAAGGCUAUCAUGUUGUUGCCCCUGACUUGCGUGGUUUCGGGCGAACAACGCUGACAAGAUCCGGAAGCGCCAACCAAGUGCAAUACGAAGAUGCGCUUUCCUCGUAUCAUAUACUCAACAUCGUAGAUGAUGUAUGUUCCCUUGUACGGGCGCUCGGAUAUUCAUCUGUUGCAAUGCUUGUGGGGCAUGACUUUGGGUCUCCUCUUGCGGGACACUGCGUAACCGCGCAUCCGGAACUAUUUGCAUCUGUCGUGUUCAUGAGCGCACCCUUCGGUGGCGUUGGUGGCCCAUCUUGGCCUCAAGCGAGUAACGAAGAUGGAGAUGAUAAAGCGAAGGAACGCUCCAUCGCUUCUUUGGGUUCUGAUAUUACCACUGCACUUGCUGCGCUCCAACCUCCGCGUAAGCACUAUACAGCAUACUUUUCUACUCUUUCCGCCAAUGCGGAUAUGCUUGGUCAAGGGGGAAAGGCUCUGUACGACUUUCUGGGUGGCUACUUCUACAUGAAGAGCGGCAAUUGGGAUAGGAAUGAUCCACACCCCCUACCCUCUGCAUUUUCAAUUUCGCCCAGCAUCAGUGAGCUGGCAAUGGAUCUUGCUACUCUCCCAGAGUACUACGUCAUGCCGCUGCACGAAAGCAUGCCAGACGUCAUUGCUCGUCAUGUUCGCAUGGACGCCCGAGUCACGUGGCCCAGAGCUGACGAAGUCGCUGGGAGAGUAUACGCUACUGAAUUCGGUCGCACUGGCUUCCAGGGUGGGCUUAAUUAUUACCGGAGCGCACUCUCGCCUCCGCCCCCUGAGCGGAUAGCCCAACUACGUGCUCUAGCUGGACGACGAGUGGAGAUGCCUGCGGCGUUUAUAUCAGGGGCCAGGGAUUGGGGAGUGUAUCAAACUCCAGGGGCUGUGAGAAGAUGCGAGAGGUGGUGUGUAGUGGCGCGGGAGGGCGCGGGCCAUUGGGUGCAACAAGAAGCACCAGAGAUGGUGGUACGGGAGCUUGUGAGGUUUUUAGGCAAGGUAAAAGCUUUGUAG
Molecule: messenger RNA, 1254 nt
Organism: Suillus subaureus
Lineage: Eukaryota; Fungi; Basidiomycota; Agaricomycetes; Boletales; Suillaceae
Product: Alpha/Beta hydrolase protein
Exons: 2
Coding region: 1-1254 (417 amino acids)
Molecular function (GO): hydrolase activity
Source: RefSeq, a predicted model, not a curated record